Closterium sp. Naga37s-1 is the source of this 5421-nucleotide messenger RNA. NCBI's taxonomy places the organism in Eukaryota, Viridiplantae, Streptophyta, Zygnematophyceae, Desmidiales, Closteriaceae. The record is from the annotation of a GenBank genome assembly.
AUGGAGCAGGGAUGGAGCAGGGAUGGGGCAGGGAUGGAUCAGGGAUGGAGCAGGGAUGGAGCAGGGAUGGAGCAGGGAUGGGGCAGGGAUGGAGCAGGGAUGGAGCAGGGAUGGAGCAGGGAUGGAGCAGGGAUGGGGCAGGGAUGGAGCAGGGAUGGAGCAGGGAUGGAGCAGGGAUGGGGCAGGGAUGGGGCAGGGAUGGAGCAGGGAUGGAGCAGGGAUGGAGCAGGGAUGGGGCAGGGAUGGGGCAGGGAUGGGGCAGGGAUGGGGCAGGGAUGGGGCAGGGAUGGAGCAGGGAUGGAGCAGGGAUGGGGCAGGGAUGGAGCAGGGAUGGGGCAGGGAUGGAGCAAGGAUGGAGCAGGGAUGGAGCAGGGAUGGAGCAGGGAUGGGGCAGGGAUGGAGCAGGGAUGGGGCAGGGAUGGGGCAGGGAUGGGGCAGGGAUGGGGCAGGGAUGGAGCAGGGAUGGAGCAGGGAUGGAGCAGGGAUGGGGCAGGGAUGCGGCAGGGAUGGGGCAGGGAUGGGGCAGGGAUGGGGCAGGGAUGGAGCAGGGAUGGAGCAGGGAUGGAGCAGGGAUGGGGCAGGGAUGGGGCAGGGAUGGAGCAGGGAUGGAGCAGGGAUGGAGCAGGGAUGGAGCAGGUAUGGAGCAGGGAUGGAGCAGGGAUGGAGCAGGGAUGGGGCAGGGAUGGGGCAGGGAUGGAGCAGGGAUGGAGCAGGGAUGGAGCAGGGAUGGAGCAGGGAUGGGGCAGGGAUGGAGCAGGGAUGGGGCAGGGAUGGAGCAGGGAUGGAGCAGGGAUUGAGCAGGGAUGGAGCAGGGAUGGAGCAGGGAUGGAGCAGGGAUGGGGCAGGGAUGGGGCAGGGAUGGAGCAGGGAUGGAGCAGGGAUGGAGCAUGGAUGGAGCAGGGAUGGAGCAGGGAUGGAGCAGGGAUGGGGCAGGGAUGGGGCAGGGAUGGAGCAGGGAUGGAGCAGGGAUGGAGCAGGGAUGGAGCAGGAAUGGAGCAGGGAUGGGGCAGGGAUGGGGCAGGGAUGGGGCAGGGAUGGGGCAGGGAUGGAGCAGGGAUGGAGCAGGGAUGGAGCAGGGAUGGGGCAGGGAUGGAGCAGGGAUGGAGCAGGGAUGGGGCAGGGAUGGGGCAGGGAUGGAGCAGGGAUGGAGAAGGGAUGGAGCAGGGAUGGAGCAGGGAUGGGGCAGGGACGGAGCAGGGACGGGGCAGGGAUGGGGCAGGGAUGGAGCAGGGAUGGAGCAGGGAUGGAGCAGGGAUGGAGCAGGGAUGGAGCAGGGAUGGGGCAGGGAUGGAGCAGGGAUGGAGCAGGGAUGGAGCAGGGAUGGGGCAGGGAUGGGGCAGGGAUGGAGCAGGGAUGGAGCAGGGAUGGAGCAGGGAUGGAGCAGGGAUGGGGCAGGGAUGGGGCAGGGAUGGGGCAGGGAUGGGGCAGGGAUGGGGCAGGGAUGGAGCAGGGAUGGAGCAGGGAUGGGGCAGGGAUGGAGCAGGGAUGGGGCAGGGAUGGAGCAAGGAUGGAGCAGGGAUGGAGCAGGGAUGGAGCAGGGAUGGGGCAGGGAUGGAGCAGGGAUGGGGCAGGGAUGGGGCAGGGAUGGGGCAGGGAUGGGGCAGGGAUGGAGCAGGGAUGGAGCAGGGAUGGAGCAGGGAUGGGGCAGGGAUGCGGCAGGGAUGGGGCAGGGAUGGGGCAGGGAUGGGGCAGGGAUGGAGCAGGGAUGGAGCAGGGAUGGGGCAGGGAUGGGGCAGGGAUGGAGCAGGGAUGGAGCAGGGAUGGAGCAGGGAUGGAGCAGGGAUGGAGCAGGGAUGGAGCAGGGAUGGAGCAGGGAUGGGGCAGGGAUGGGGCAGGGAUGGAGCAGGGAUGGAGCAGGGAUGGAGCAGGGAUGGAGCAGGAAUGGAGCAGGGAUGGGGCAGGGAUGGGGCAGGGAUGGGGCAGGGAUGGGGCAGGGAUGGAGCAGGGAUGGAGCAGGGAUGGAGCAGGGAUGGGGCAGGGAUGGAGCAGGGAUGGAGCAGGGAUGGGGCAGGGAUGGGGCAGGGAUGGAGAAGGGAUGGAGAAGGGAUGGAGCAGGGAUGGAGCAGGGAUGGGGCAGGGACGGAGCAGGGACGGGGCAGGGAUGGGGCAGGGAUGGAGCAGGGAUGGAGCAGGGAUGGAGCAGGAAUGGAGCAGGGAUGGAGCAGGGAUGGAGCAGGGAUGGGGCAGGGAUGGGGCAGGGAUGGAGCAGGGAUGGAGCAUAGGGCAGGGAUGGAGCAGGGAUGGAGCAGGGAUGGAGCAGGGAUGGAGCAGGGAUGGGGCAGGGAUGGGGCAGGGAUGGGGCAGGGAUGGAGCAGGGAUGGAGCAGGGAUGGAGCAGGGAUGGGGCAGGGAUGGAGCAGGGAUGGAGCAGGGAUGGGGCAGGGAUGGCGCAGGGAUGGAGCAGGGAUGGAGCAGGGAUGGAGCAGGGAUGGAGCAGGGAUGGAGCAGGGAUGGAGCAGGGAUGGGGCAGGGAUGCGGCAGGGAUGGGGCAGGGAUGGGGCAGGGAUGGAACAGGGAUGGAUCAGGGAUGGAGCAGGGAUGGGGCAGGGAUGGGGCAGGGAUGGAGCAGGGAUGGAGCAGGGAUGGAGCAGGGAUGGAGCAGGGAUGGAUCAGGGAUGGAGCAGGGAUGGAGCAGGGAUGGAGCAGGGAUGGAGCAGGGAUGGAGCAGGGAUGGAGCAGGGAUGGGGCAGGGAUGGAGCAGGGAUGGGGCAGGGAUGGAGCAGGGAUGGAGCAGGGAUUGAGCAGGGAUGGAGCAGGGAUGGAGCAGGGAUGGAGCAGGGAUGGGGCAGGGAUGGGGCAGGGAUGGAGCAGGGAUGGAGCAGGGAUGGAGCAGGGAUGGAGCAGGAAUGGAGCAGGGAUGGGGCAGGGAUGGGGCAGGGAUGGGGCAGGGAUGGGGCAGGGAUGGAGCAGGGAUGGAGCAGGGAUGGAGCAGGAAUGGGGCAGGGAUGGAGCAGGGAUGGAGCAGGGAUGGGGCAGGGAUGGGGCAGGGAUGGAGCAGGGAUGGAGAAGGGAUGGAGCAGGGAUGGAGCAGGGAUGGGGCAGGGACGGAGCAGGGACGGGGCAGGGAUGGGGCAGGGAUGGAGCAGGGAUGGAGCAGGGAUGGAGCAGGGAUGGAGCAGGGAUGGAGCAGGGAUGGAGCAGGGAUGGGGCAGGGAUGGAGCAGGGAUGGAGCAGGGAUGGAGCAGGGAUGGGGCAGGGAUGGGGCAGGGAUGGAGCAGGGAUGGAGCAGGGAUGGAGCAGGGAUGGAGCAGGGAUGGGGCAGGGAUGGGGCAGGGAUGGGGCAGGGAUGGGGCAGGGAUGGGGCAGGGAUGGAGCAGGGAUGGAGCAGGGAUGGGGCAGGGAUGGAGCAGGGAUGGGGCAGGGAUGGAGCAAGGAUGGAGCAGGGAUGGAGCAGGGAUGGAGCAGGGAUGGAGCAGGGAUGGAGCAGGGAUGGGGCAGGGAUGGGGCAGGGAUGGGGCAGGGAUGGGGCAGGGAUGGGGCAGGGAUGGAGCAGGGAUGGAGCAGGGAUGGGGCAGGGAUGCGGCAGGGAUGCGGCAGGGAUGGGGCAGGGAUGGGGCAGGGAUGGGGCAGGGAUGGAGCAGGGAUGGAGCAGGGAUGGGGCAGGGAUGGGGCAGGGAUGGAGCAGGGAUGGAGCAGGGAUGGAGCAGGGAUGGAGCAGGGAUGGAGCAGGGAUGGAGCAGGGAUGGGGCAGGGAUGGGGCAGGGAUGGAGCAGGGAUGGAGCAGGGAUGGAGCAGGGAUGGAGCAGGAAUGGAGCAGGGAUGGGGCAGGGAUGGGGCAGGGAUGGGGCAGGGAUGGGGCAGGGAUGGAGCAGGGAUGGAGCAGGGAUGGAGCAGGGAUGGGGCAGGGAUGGAGCAGGGAUGGAGCAGGGAUGGGGCAGGGAUGGGGCAGGGAUGGAGAAGGGAUGGAGAAGGGAUGGAGCAGGGAUGGAGCAGGGAUGGGGCAGGGACGGAGCAGGGACGGGGCAGGGAUGGGGCAGGGAUGGAGCAGGGAUGGAGCAGGGAUGGAGCAGGAAUGGAGCAGGGAUGGAGCAGGGAUGGAGCAGGGAUGGGGCAGGGAUGGGGCAGGGAUGGAGCAGGGAUGGAGCAUAGGGCAGGGAUGGAGCAGGGAUGGAGCAGGGAUGGAGCAGGGAUGGAGCAGGGAUGGGGCAGGGAUGGGGCAGGGAUGGGGCAGGGAUGGAGCAGGGAUGGAGCAGGGAUGGAGCAGGGAUGGGGCAGGGAUGGAGCAGGGAUGGAGCAGGGAUGGGGCAGGGAUGGCGCAGGGAUGGAGCAGGGAUGGAGCAGGGAUGGAGCAGGGAUGGAGCAGGGAUGGAGCAGGGAUGGAGCAGGGAUGGGGCAGGGAUGCGGCAGGGAUGGGGCAGGGAUGGGGCAGGGAUGGAACAGGGAUGGAUCAGGGAUGGAGCAGGGAUGGGGCAGGGAUGGGGCAGGGAUGGAGCAGGGAUGGAGCAGGGAUGGAGCAGGGAUGGAGCAGGGAUGGAUCAGGGAUGGAGCAGGGAUGGAGCAGGGAUGGAGCAGGGAUGGAGCAGGGAUGGAGCAGGGAUGGAGCAGGGAUGGGGCAGGGAUGGAGCAGGGAUGGGGCAGGGAUGGAGCAGGGAUGGAGCAGGGAUGGAGAAGGGAUGGAGCAGGGAUGGGGCAGGGAUGGAGCAGGGAUGGGGCAGGGAUGGAGCAGGGAUGGAGCAGGGAUGGAGCAGGGAUGGAGCAGGGAUGGGGCAGGGAUGGGGCAGGGAUGGAGCAGGGAUGGAGCAGGGAUGGAGCAGGGAUGGAGCAGGAAUGGGGCAGGGAUGGGGCAGGGAUGGGGCAGGGAUGGGGCAGGGAUGGAGCAGGGAUGGAGCAGGGGGAUGGAGCAGGGAUGGAGCAGGGAUGGAGCAGGGAUGGGGCAGGGAUGGGGCAGGGAUGGAGCAGGGAUGGAGCAGGGAUGGAGCAGGGAUGGAGCAGGGAUGAAGCAGGGAUGGAGCAGGGAUGGAGCAGGGAUGGAGCAGGGAUGGGGCAGGGAUGGAGCAGGGAUGGAGCAGGGAUGGAGCAGGGAUGGGGCAGGGAUGGAGCAGGGAUGGGGCAGGGAUGGAGCAGGGAUGGGGCAGGGAUGGAGCAGGGAUGGAGCAGGGAUGGAGCAGGGAUGGAGCAGGGAUGGGGCAGGGAUGGGGCAGGGAUGGAGCAGGGAUGGGGCAGGGAUGGGGCAGGGAUGGAGCAGGGAUGGAGCAGGGAUGGAGCAGGGAUGGAGCAGGGAUGGGGCAGGGAUGGGGCAGGGAUGGAGCAGGGACGGGGCAGGGAUGGGGCAGGGAUGGAGCAGGGAUGGAGCAGGGAUGGAGCAGGGAUGGAGCAGGGAUGGAGCAGGGAUGGAGCAGGGAUGUGGCGGCACUCACAGGUCUAUGAGGCUGGGCAAUGCAAGGUGUGGUGGGAUGCGACCGUCAAAGGCAUUGUAGCUUAG